This is a messenger RNA of Calidris pugnax (ruff), 3110 nucleotides long. Its product is annotated as endothelin-converting enzyme 2-like. The record is from RefSeq and is a predicted model, not a curated record. Gene Ontology annotation, biological process: protein processing. The transcript is spliced from 19 exons. Lineage: Eukaryota; Metazoa; Chordata; Aves; Charadriiformes; Scolopacidae. The coding region runs from base 724 to 2991 and encodes 755 amino acids. Gene Ontology annotation, molecular function: metalloendopeptidase activity. Gene Ontology annotation, cellular component: plasma membrane.
CACCGGCCCUGCGGGCAGCAUCCCCCUCCGCCUGCAGCACAGAGGGAGGGCGAGCCACAACCCACCCCAGUGUUAACUCUGAAGCCUAAGGAUGGCUGGUGACCAGCGGCAUUGCUGAUUCUCUUCCACCAAAGCCUCCGGCGAUUUAUUCCAGCUCAUCCCCCCCUCCACAGCCGCUGGCUCAGCUCCACCACCUCCCUCUUCGCCGAGUCCUCGGCAGCGCUCCCGGCCGGGCCGCGGCGAGCAGCCCCUGCCAGGCUGCCCCGCCAGCGCAGCAAGGGGGUCCUGCGCCGCCAGCUGACACCCCCGCAGUGCCCCCUCCCUCCCCACACGGGCCCAGCCCUGCACCCCGGGCACCUCCGGGGACAGGAUGGGGCAGGAGGUGUUUCCAGAUGUUUCGGACCGGUGCACAUCUGCAUGGAAAGUUCCAGGCGGGGGAGGAGGGGCGAGGCAGCAGCAGCAGGCAACGGUUGCCUGGCAACGGGGACCACGUCUCCGUGGCGAUGUGGCACCUGUCGGCUGGGCUGAUGCCACGGCUGCCAUGGCGACACGGAGGGAUGCUCCGGCAAGACCCCCCGAGACCCCCCUCAGCAGCUCUCCCCGAGCUCCCUGGGGCCACCCGGGGCUGGGGACGGCCCCUGGGGGAGACACAGGCACCAGGAGGGGGGUCAGGGGCUGCCCCCGCCCCCCCAUACACUCACUGAGCGGCCGCUGGCCCUCGCUAUGCCCGACUACAAGCGUGCCACCCUGCAGGAGGACGAGGGGCCGGAGCCGGCGGGGGACGGCAGCGCCUCUCCCGACAGCGUGGAGGUGGGGUUUCGGAAGGGCCCGGGGCCGCUGCUGGCCCGCCUGGCCUCCCGCAGCCAGCUGGAGCUGCUGCUCUGCGCCGUCGCCAUCGCCCUGGCCCUGCUGCUCGCCGUCGCCAUCGUCGCUCUGGCCAUCCAGUACCGCAGAGACCCCUCUCACAGCACGUGCCUGACGGAGGCCUGCGUGCGGGUGGCCAGCAAGAUCCUGGAGGCGCUGGACGCGGAGACGGACCCCUGCCAGGACUUCUACCAGUACUCCUGCGGGGGCUGGAUCAAGAGGAACCCCCUGCCCAAUGGGCGCUCCAAGUGGAGCACCUUCAACAGCAUCUGGGACCAGAACCAGGCCAUCAUGAAGCAUCUCCUCGAGAACGCCAGCUUCAACUCCAGCAGCGAGGCAGAGCGGAAGACGCAGCGGUACUACCUGUCCUGCCUCAAGGAGCAGCGCAUCGAGGAGCUGGGCUCCCAGCCCCUCAUGGAGCUCAUUGACAAGAUCGGGGGGUGGAACAUCACCGGCUCCUGGAACCAGACGGGCUUCAUGGAGGUCCUCAAGAUGGUGUCAGGCACGUACCGGGCGACCCCCUUCUUCACGGUGUACGUGGGUGCGGAUUCCAAGAGCUCCAACAGCAACGUCAUCCAGGUGGACCAGUCGGGGCUUUUCCUCCCGUCCCGGGACUACUACCUGAACAAGACGGCCAACGAGAGGGUGCUGGCAGCGUACCUGGACUACAUGGUGGAGCUGGGGACACUGCUGGGGGGGGCCCCGGAGCCCACCCGCCUCCAGAUGCAGCAAGUGCUGGACUUUGAAACCCAAUUGGCCAACAUCACCGUGCCCCAGGCCGAGCGGCGGGACGACGAGAAGAUCUACCACAAGAUGAGCAUCGCUGAGCUGCAGGCACUGGCCCCCGCCGUGGACUGGCUGGAUUAUCUGUCCUACGCCCUGGCCCCGCUGGAGCUGGCUGACAGCGAGCCCGUGGUGGUGUACGGGGACACCUACCUCCAGCAGGUCUCCGACCUCAUCAACGGCACCGACAGGAGCAUCCUGAACAACUACCUGAUCUGGAACCUGGUGCAGAAGACGGCCUCCAGCCUGGACCAGCGCUUCGAGACGGCCCAGGAGAGGCUGCUGGAGACCCUCUAUGGCACCAGGAAGUCCUGCACGCCCCGCUGGCAAACCUGCAUCUCCAACACGGACGACACACUGGGCUUUGCCCUGGGCUCCCUCUUUGUCAAAGCCACCUUCGACCGGGACAGCAAGGCCAUCGCCGAGGAGAUGAUCGGUGAGAUCCGGGCGGCCUUCGAGGUGUCCCUGGACCAGCUGGACUGGAUGGACGAGAAGACCCGGCAGGCUGCAAAGGAGAAGGCGGACGCCAUCUACGACAUGAUCGGCUUCCCCGACUUCAUCCUGGACAACAAGGAGCUGGACGAUGUCUACGAUGGGUACGAGGUCUCAGAGGACUCCUUCUUCCAGAACAUGCUCAACUUCUACAACUUCUCCGCCAAAGUGAUGGCUGACCAGCUCCGGAAACCCCCCAACCGCGACCAGUGGAGCAUGACCCCGCAGACCGUCAACGCCUACUACCUGCCCACCAAGAACGGCAUCGUCUUCCCCGCUGGCAUCCUGCAGGCUCCCUUCUACGCCCGCAGCCACCCCAAAGCCCUCAAUUUCGGCGGCAUCGGCGUGGUGAUGGGGCACGAGCUGACCCACGCCUUCGAUGACCAAGGGCGGGAGUACGACAAGGAGGGCAACCUGCGGCCAUGGUGGCAGAACUCCUCGCUGGAGGCCUUCAAGAACCGGACGGCCUGCAUGACCGAGCAGUACGGCCGCUACACCGUCCACCACGAGAAGGUCAACGGCCGGCAGACGCUGGGCGAGAACAUCGCCGACAACGGCGGCCUCAAGGCAGCCUACAACGCGUACAAGUCCUGGCUGCAGAAGAACGGGGAGGAGAAGCGCCUGCCAGCUCUGGGGCUCACCAACCACCAGCUCUUCUUCGUGGGUUUCGCACAGGUCUGGUGCUCCGUCCGGACCCCCGAGAGCUCCCACGAAGGGCUGGUGACUGACCCCCACAGCCCUGACAAGUUCCGUGUCAUCGGCACCCUCAGCAACUCCCGGGACUUUGUCGAACAUUUCGGCUGCCCCCUGGGCUCCCCCAUGAACCCCGGAAAGCACUGUGAGGUGUGGUAGGGAUGGGGAGGGUGCUGGGGACAGACGGGACGACGUCUGACUGUGCCCCCCGCCCCCCUCCCCAGCCCUUGCCAGCUACUGGCACUGGCCCACUGGCAGAGAGUGGGGCCACCCCCUGG